GAUCAUAUGUUAAUUCAGUAUUCACAAUGAAAUCGUUUCUUCAAUGGCUUCCGGUUUUCUUUGUCCUUUCGAAAACACUGAAAGUACAGUUACCAGAAUGGCCUACUACAUACAAGGCGUGUGUUUACGUGCAGAACGAUCAUGAAUACAUCCCCACGGGAUGGUAUGUCAACGGACUAACACGUAAGAUGCGACUUGAUAGCUACAGUACGUCGGAGGACAACCCCAGUAACCACACCCACGAAGAGGAUGGAUUUGACUACGCAUGCUCACACCUUGGGAGACCUUUAUACACCUAUUUAUAUCACUAUGACAACGGGAAAGAAUAUGAUAUAUUCCCUGCCCCGAAGAAACCGUAUCACCAAUGUACGACUUAUAACAUUUCGACGCAAUAUCCCCAAAGUCCACUGCUGUCCGGCCUAGAACUCAUCGAACAAAGGACGGACAACUUCACCACGUACAACCACUGGAGGGCCGAGUACUUCCUUUUCACCAAUGACUACUUCUUCCAUGUCGCCAAUGGGUUACCAUACAAGGUUUACGUUGACGGCGUGGAGAAAACAUUCAUUUACAUUGAAAAUGUCAUAUUAGACGAGACCGUUUUCCUGGUUCCCGAUGAUGUCGUCUGCAAAUCGGGAUAACAAGCUGCAAAGGUGUUGCGUAUUGUUUCAACUCAAAAUACAAUGAAAACAAAUAGGACCUCGUCGUUUUAAAAGCCACAAGUCAUAACUCAAUAGAGAGAGACUAUAAAAAUCUGCAGAGAAAGAAAGUGAGCGUAACCGCUGGAAAUUGCUUGAGAAAAUGCUUUUCUCUGCCAAACCCAACCCCGGGUGGCAUAACCAAACACAAAGAUUGUCCACAACGCACAAACGUUGCCAUUUAAUCACAAUUCACCAUCAUGCUUACAAAACAAUCUACUGUAUAAACCAUCUGUAUUGACAAUCCUAUCUCAAAUCAUAAAUCAGAUCCUUCAUUUCCAUUAAAUACAGUUGCUUGAAGUAACCCGGCACUGCACUAGUCUCGUUCAACCAGACGCUUGAUCUCUGCUCGGCGUAGCUUCCGCAGACAGCAAUACAAUAAUAAUCCGGAAGUUUAUUUUUUAUAUCAAAAAUUUGAAUUUAUACUUAUUUGAAAAUAUAUAUGUAUGACAAAUACUGA
Molecule: messenger RNA, 1158 nt
Organism: Mizuhopecten yessoensis (Yesso scallop)
Lineage: Eukaryota; Metazoa; Mollusca; Bivalvia; Pectinida; Pectinidae
Exons: 5
Coding region: 27-641 (204 amino acids)
Source: RefSeq, a predicted model, not a curated record